Molecule: messenger RNA, 2519 nt
Organism: Passer domesticus (house sparrow)
Lineage: Eukaryota; Metazoa; Chordata; Aves; Passeriformes; Passeridae
Gene: VWA1
Product: von Willebrand factor A domain containing 1
Exons: 7
Coding region: 866-2374 (502 amino acids)
Molecular function (GO): protein binding
Source: RefSeq, a predicted model, not a curated record
CCGCAGCCUGUCCCACUCUUCCUUUCUUUAGAAACGCCUUUUUCCUUCUUCCAGCUCAUUCCGCUCCGGCACAGCUUUGGAUUUCUCGCCGCUUUUCUUUCCUUUUUUAAUUUUUUUUCUUUUUUUUUUUUUUUUUUUCCCUGUAGUUACUGGCUUGCUGCCAGCACCUCGCAGGGCCAAAGUUUUAUUACCUAAAAUUUUAUUACCUAAAUUUUUAUUAUCUAAAUUUUUAUUAUCUAAAUUUUUAUUAUUUGAAUUUUUAAUACCUAAAAUUUUAAUACCUGAAUUUUUAAUACCUGAAUUUUUAAUACCUGAAUUUUUAAUACCUAGAUUUUAAUACCUGAAUUUUUAUUAUCUAAAUUUUAAUACUUAAAUUUUUAAUACCUGAAUUUUUAAUAUCUAAAUUUUUAAUACCUUAAUUUUUUAUUAUUUAAAUUUUUAAUACCUAAAUUUAAUUAUCUGAAUUUUAUUACCUAAAUUUUUUAAUACCUACAUUUUUAAUACCUGAAUUUUUAAUACCUGAAUUUUUAUUAUCUACAUUUUUAUUACCUAAAUUUUUUUUAUUUAAAUUUUUAUUAUUUAAUUUUUUAACACCUCAAUUUUUAUUAUCUGCGGGAACACACUUUUCAAACCCAGCCCACGGACCAAGCCCCGCUGCUGGCUCUGGGAGCACGAGCAGCAGGAGCUGUCGGGAUGGAUUUAUGGCUUUAAAAGGAGCGCAGGGGCAGGAAGGAAAAUCCCCCGCAGGAGCCGCAGCUCGCAGCGCAGCCCGGCAUGGCUCGGGAGCCGCGCCGUGCCUGAGCUCGGCACUUCCCUGAGCGCCACGGGUGGAUUUGGGGCGUUCCGGCCAGCAGCAGGCUCGGCGAUGUUGGCCAAGGUGAUUUUUUCCCUUUUUCUGUGGCUGCGGGUCGCUGCGGGGCAGGACACACCUGAGCCAGGUCCCCAGCCGUCCGCCUCCAACAGCGAGGGCGACCUCCUCUUCCUGCUGGACAGCUCCGCCAGCGUCUCCCACUACGAGUUCUCCAAGGUCAAGGAAUUCAUGUGGGACCUCCUGCGCCCCCUCACCUUCGGCCCCAGGGACGUGCAGACCAGCAUCAUCCACAUCAGCACCACUCCCACCAUGGAGUUCCCCUUCGACCGGCACGCGAGCGGCGGCGCCCUGCGCAGAGCCAUCGGCGGCACGCGGCAGCGGAUGGGCGACACCAACACGGGCAGAGCCCUGUCCUACGCCAGGGAAAAGCUCUUCAGCGGCCAGGCCGGCGCCCGCCCAGACGUGCCCAAGGUGCUGGUGUGGGUGACGGACGGCUUCUCCACGGAUGACAUCUCGGAGCCCAUGCAGCUGCUGAAGGACAUGGGCGUCACCGUGUUCAUCGUCAGCACCGGCCGCGGGAACUUCCUGGAGCUGUCGGCGGCUGCCAGCCAGCCCUCGGACAAACACCUGCACUUUGUGGAUGUGGACGACCUGCCCAUCAUCACCGAGGAGCUCAGGGAUGCCAUCCUAGAUGUCAUCCGAGCCAACCGGCUCCACGCCACCGACGUCACCUCCAGCAGCUUCCGCCUGGUGUGGCCCCAGCUGCUGUCCCAGGACAGCGGCUUCUACAGCCUGCAGUACGCCCCCCGAGGGGACCCCGCAGGGACCAGGACCCUGCAGGUGUCGGGGGCCCUCAGCAGCCUCCUGCUCACCAGCCUGGCGCCAGAAACCACCUACGAGGUGGCUCUGACCCCCGAGUCCAACGUGCACUACUUCCCCGCCCAGAGAACCAGGGUCACCACUCUGCCAGAGGAAACCAGCCCAGUUCAGGUUCUCAUCUCAGACUCUGGACCCCACAGCUUCCACGUCAGCUGGGCUCCCGUGCUGGACAGCGUGGCCACCUACCAGGUGCUGUACGGGCCGCUGCCAGGGAACUCAGCCGAGCUGCUGCAGGUGGAUGGGGGGCACAACGGCACCCUGGUGGAGCACCUGGCACCCAACACCACCUACCUGGUGACAGUCACUGCCGUCUACAGAUCGGGGAGGGAGAAAUCCCUGUCGGCCAAGGCCUGCACCCAGGAAGAGGGCUCCGGGGUGAGGCACCUGCGCCUGGAGAAGGCGGGGCCCGGCAGCCUGAGGGCGUCCUGGGCCGCUGCGGACGGGGCCGUGCUCGGCUACCGGGUGCGCUGCCGGCGGCGGAGCGGCGCCGCCUCCGAGCUCCGCGUGCCCCCGCAGGUGCACAGCGUGCUGCUGGGCGGCGUGCCCGCGGGCAGCAGGGCCAGGGUGUGCGUGCAGCCCGUGUACCGCAGCCAGCCUGGCAGGAGGCUCUGCCGCAGCGUGCCCAGGCAGCCAGCCACAGAGGCCCAAGGAUACAGGCACAGAGAGCGUGACAGGCUGCAGUGAGCUGACCCCCAGCACAGCAAAGGCCUUGAACGGACAAAAAUGUGGACAAAAAAAGGAGAAACCAGGGCGGGAAGAAGCUCACCUCCCAGGCUGUGCUGUCCCUGGAGGCGUCCUGCUUGUCCAGCAGGGUUUGAAGGCUUGGCCU